Messenger RNA from Teleopsis dalmanni, 1086 nucleotides. RefSeq lists its product as uncharacterized. The coding region runs from base 1 to 1086 and encodes 361 amino acids. The record is from RefSeq and is a predicted model, not a curated record. Lineage: Eukaryota; Metazoa; Arthropoda; Insecta; Diptera; Diopsidae. The transcript has a single exon.
AUGGAAAAUUUAAAUUUUAAUAAAAAACAAACAAAACUUUCUGCUACUGGAAGACCAGUAGCAACACCAAGCAGAAGACUGCAAACCUCGAGUGGUACCUCCAACUCCACUUCCAAUGAACUUAAAAUCUCGUCGCAAAUACCUUCUGGAAGCAGAAAUACUGCAUCUACCAGUCGGUAUGUUGCCUCUUCUGUCACGGCCAAAAGCAGUGACAAGUCAGAAACCAAAUCCACAAGGAGAAUUCCACCCUCUAAAAAGGCCCAUAACGACCGCCGUAUGGCUACACGAAUUCUGCAGCGCGUAGGUGAGAUCCCGGCCGAUAAAAUCAGUCAGCAACAGGCCUCAUCCCUUGAAUGGGCCAAAAGCAUCUUGGCCAAAUCAAGCAACAAAGAGGCUUCCAAACCGGACCAAGUGUCUAAAAGACAAAGGUCUCAGGAGGAAGAACCCCCUCUUACGAAAAAACCAAGAGGUUACAAUGUACUGGUACGACCGUACAGUGAGGUUGCGAAGGACAAUCUCAUUAUAGGUGUCCUGGAUAGGAGUGCCGAGGAGGGGAGAAUCCCCAAAGACAAAUGGAAAUGGGUGUCGGCCGCGCUGGCAGACAUCUUCCUCCAAGUUUUGGAAGAAAACCCAGGACCUGCUCCCUCCUGCGAAGACGCGGGUUGGCACCAAGGACAAGUGAAAUUGGUAGCUUGCAAGGAUGCGAGAUCGGUUGCCUUGUACAAGGCAGCUGUCUCUAAAGUAGGAGAGAUCUGGCCUGGAGCCAGACUUGAAGCGGUAGACAAGAAGGAUAUUCCAUCUCGUCCUAGGGCCAGGGUUUGGAUUCCAACUAAACAAACUGACCCGGAGCAAAUUCUGAAAAUAAUCAGGAUCUGCAACCCCAACCUUCCAACUGGAAAUUGGAAGGUGGUAAAAUUAGAAGGCUCCUCUGGACCGACCAGACAAGCUGUCCUUGUAUUAAAUGCGGAGUCAUUGAAACCGCUCUCCGAAGCUAAAUACGUAAUCUCCUAUGGCUUUGAGAAACUAAAUCUCAAGGUCUAUCGUACCGAUGCCACGGAAGAAUCGGAGAAGAUUACGUCUGAUUAG